Messenger RNA from Lactuca saligna, 480 nucleotides. Lineage: Eukaryota; Viridiplantae; Streptophyta; Magnoliopsida; Asterales; Asteraceae. The record is from the annotation of a GenBank genome assembly.
AUGAUUCUUGUUGACAACUCAAAAUUCUCAUUUGUGGGUUCGAUUCUAGACGCAAUGUUUCGUGAUGUGCCUGUAGCAAGAAAUAUUCUUGAAGCCUACCAGAAACUUCCUGUUUCAAGGUUUCGUCCCUUAACUCCAGAGAUGCAAUCCAUUAUUGUUGAAGCAUACAAGCCCAAGAAAAGGGGUCAGAAAUGGGGUAAAAAAAGGGAAGUCAAAUGGUGCUCAAGAGGGCCCAACUGCUCAAACUCAAACCCCAAAGAAACAAAAAGGCCAGUCUUUGUGAUGUUUCAUCGACUAGAGGGUGUUCCGAAAUCAAGUAGCAUUCUAAAACAAGGGGGAGAUCAACCCAAGAAGACUUUAUCCAAGCCAACCAUCAAAAGCGAAUCUGAGCCUAAAGGCAAAGAAAAGCUUUUCUCGGAAGAACCAAUCAUUGAUAACAAUGAGGGUGAAGAGCUUGAUGAAGAUGAAAUAAAAAAAUAA